Messenger RNA from Histoplasma mississippiense, 3852 nucleotides. RefSeq lists its product as hypothetical. Gene Ontology annotation, cellular component: trans-Golgi network; plasma membrane; endosome. The transcript is spliced from 2 exons. The record is from RefSeq and is a predicted model, not a curated record. Gene Ontology annotation, biological process: phospholipid translocation; endocytosis; retrograde vesicle-mediated transport, Golgi to endoplasmic reticulum. Lineage: Eukaryota; Fungi; Ascomycota; Eurotiomycetes; Onygenales; Ajellomycetaceae. The coding region runs from base 1 to 3852 and encodes 1283 amino acids. Gene Ontology annotation, molecular function: magnesium ion binding; ATP hydrolysis activity; ATPase-coupled intramembrane lipid carrier activity.
AUGGUGCUCAUGCAUGAAUACAAGAUGCCGAAUGCACAAGACCGGUCCGACGAUGCUGAAUCCGAUGACGAUCUCGACCUCGAUGAACUUGACCCGGAGGCUUCUGUGCCUCUUCACAACGGUCAUAGUCCUAAAAUUGGAGGAAGGGUUGGCACCACUCCACUAUAUGGGCCUGGUAUAGCAUUGAGGAACUUGCGAACUGGAGCUCGGGAUCGCAUAUGGAAUCGCGGUGCAGCGAGAUCAAGCCAACAGGAUGGCGAAGAAGAUAUUGAUAGCUUGCUUGAUGACCACGAUGGUGGCAAUCAGGAAGUUUCAGGAACUAGUUCGAUAUAUGCUGAAGCUGAUAUGCCCCUUCUUAAUGGACACAGUCAGCCUCGAUCAACCCCUGCGGCAUACAGAAGCAUAUACUCACGGCUUGGCUCCAAGCUCCCCUUUCUCAGAUUUGGCUCCGCGCUGUCACUUGAUAAUUCGCCUGAUAGGCCUGUCGAUCCGCCAUUACACUCCAGCCCCGAUCACCAAGCAACACGACAAGUGCUUGUUGGGCAAACUCAACCAACUCGUUAUCCCGCCAAUGUUGUAUCAAACGCCAAAUAUACCCCGUGGAGCUUCCUCCCCCGCACGCUCUACAAUGAAUUUUCCUUUUUUUUCAACAUUUACUUUCUUCUGGUGGCAUUAUCGCAGAUAAUACCCGUUCUAAGAAUCGGCUAUAUGUCCUCUUAUAUUGCGCCUCUGGCCUUUGUAGUAUCGAUUUCACUAGGAAAAGAGGCUCUGGAUGACAUUUCUCGGCGACGAAGAGAUGCAGAAGCAAACGCAGAAGAAUACACUGUCAUAUCAUAUACCCCGUCAUCUUCCCGGAAACCAGUCGUCCGAAAUAGGUCUACAGUUUCUGAUCAAGACUCUGGUCUGCCUGGAACUAAAAUUUUCGAGAUCACAAAAAAGUCCCGUGAUUUGAAGGUUGGGGAUAUUUUGAAGCUACAGAAGGAUCAACGUCUUCCUGCUGAUGUAGUCAUUCUGAAAAGCGCCUUGCCAGAAGUUUACGCUUCUCAGGAUGCUAAUCCAACUACAGAGCCAGGCGACAGAAACCAUGACGAAAAUGCUGCGGAAUCAACUGGCGACCCCGAUCUACUUCUGCCAACCCAUGAAUCCGCUAACAAUCUUGAUGGGUCAAACGAUACCUUUAUACGAACAGACCAGCUGGAUGGCGAGACAGAUUGGAAAUUACGUCUUCCUUCUCCUCUAACGCAGAAUUUACCCAUCUCUGAGCUGCAUAGGAUACAGAUCAUCGCAGGCGAACCUGAGAAAAGCGUACAUACUUUUGUUGGAACUAUUUCUCUAUCACCCCAUACUCAUAGUUCUUACGACCCUCAUAUCAACAAAACCGAUGCAGCAGCUCAUUCCGCAACAAAUCCGCUGUCGACCGACGUUCAUCCUCAAAGUCUCUCCGAGCGACAGUCGGCUCCUCUUACAAUCGACAACACUGCUUGGGCCAGUACAGUUCUUGCGUCAAACACAAUAACAAUCGCGGCAGUAAUUUACACUGGGGCUCAAACUCGAUCAGCUAUGUCGACAUCACCGUCUCGUUCGAAGGUCGGAUUGCUCGAAUACGAAAUCAAUAGCCUGACGAAAAUUCUCUGUGUUUUAACGUUAUCCCUCUCCGCAAUUCUUGUUGCUCUGCAAGGUUUUGAGGGUACGAACGAUAAGCCAUGGUAUAUUGCCAUUAUGAUAUAUCUGAUCCUCUUUUCCACCAUUAUUCCUAUGAGUUUACGCGUUAACCUGGACAUGGCAAAGUCUGUGUAUGGGAGGUUUAUUGAGCGAGAUGCUGGUAUUCCAGGCACUGUUGUCAGAACCAGCACCAUUCCAGAGGACCUGGGAAGGAUAGAGUAUUUGCUCUCUGAUAAAACCGGGACCCUAACCCAGAACGAAAUGGAACUCAAGAAAAUCCAUGUCGGAACGGUUUCUUACGCGAAUGAGGCGAUGGAUGAAGUGGCGUCUUAUCUUCUGCAAGUCUUCUCUAUAGCCGCCUCUGACCAAUCAUCGCUCGUAACCCCGACAACUAUAAAUGGUGUCCACACUGGUUUGGCUUCAACGACACGGACUCGACGAGAGAUUGGAUCUCGCGUCCGAGAUAUAAUCCUGGCUCUCGCGCUCUGUCAUAAUGUUACUCCAACAACGGACGAGCAAGACGGAGAGAGAGUGACAACCUACCAGGCUUCGUCCCCUGAUGAGAUUGCGAUUGUGAAAUAUACACAGGAAGUGGGACUCCAGUUAGUACACAGAGAUAGGCAAAGGAUUGUUCUCAAGUCAGUAAACACUGGCAACGUUGUUGUGCGUGUUCGGAUUCUGGAUAUAUUCCCUUUUACUUCUGAUAGCAAGCGCAUGGGCAUUAUCGUUCUAUUCGAACAAGGUUCCGAUUUGGACAAAUCAACAGCGCAGGAUGAGGAGAUUUGGUUUUAUCAGAAAGGCGCUGACACCGUCAUGUCUUCUAUUGUUGCCGCUAAUGACUGGCUCGAUGAGGAGACCGCAAACAUGGGAAGAGAAGGACUUCGUACUCUGGUCAUUGGCAGGAAAAAACUCUCUCAAGCGCAGUACAGAGACUUUUCAACCAGCUAUAAACAGGCUUCACUGUCCCUACACAACAGAGACACCGAAAUGGCACGAGUUGCCCAACAAUAUCUGGAGCAGAAUCUCGAGCUUCUGGGCGUCACCGGCGUUGAGGACAAGCUCCAGAAGGACGUCAAACCGUCUCUCGAACUCCUUCGCAACGCAGGUGUGAAAAUAUGGAUGCUUACAGGUGAUAAAGUUGAAACGGCACGUUGCGUGGCUGUGUCCGCGAAACUUGUUGCAAGAGGCCAAUAUAUCCACACUGUCACCAAGCUAAAAGGCAAAGGGUCUGCCCAGGAAACGCUCGACUUCCUCCGGAACAAAACGGAUUCGUGCCUUCUGAUCGACGGUGAAUCGCUUGCCCUUUUGCUUUCCCAAUUUCGUACUCCCUUCAUAUCAAUCGCCGUACUUCUCCCUGCCGUGAUUGCCUGCCGCUGCUCCCCAACACAGAAAGCCGAGAUCGCCUGUUUAAUCAGGGAACAUACCAAAAAACGUAUCUGCUGCAUCGGCGAUGGCGGCAAUGAUGUCUCCAUGAUCCAGGCCGCAGAUGUCGGUAUUGGAAUUAUUGGCAAGGAAGGUCGACAGGCCUCACUGGCUGCCGACUUCAGCAUAACACAAUUCCAUCACCUCACAAAGCUUCUUGUCUGGCACGGGCGAAAUUCAUACAAACGCUCUGCCAAACUCGCUCAGUUUAUCAUGCACCGCGGUUUAAUCAUCAGCGCUUGCCAGACCAUGUACAGCAUUGCGGGCCACUUCGACCCCAAGGGGCUGUUUAUCAACUGGCUGUUGGUCGGUUAUGCUACGGUCUACACAAACGCGCCAGUCUUCUCGCUUGUUCUGGACCGCGACGUCGACGAGGAGCUAGCAAAUCUGUACCCUGAACUGUACAAGGAAUUGAAAACGGGGCACAGCCUCAGUUACCGCUCGUUCUUCACCUGGGUCCUCGUCAGUGUCUACCAGGGCUCAAUAAUCCAAGGUCUUGCACAGAUUCUCGUCGGGGAGGUCACCGGGCCGAAAUUGAUCAGUGUCUCGUUUACAGCGCUGGUGUUGAAUGAGCUGGUCAUGGUAGCUGUGUCGAUAACGACGUGGCAUCCCGUGAUGAUCCUGUGUAUUGCCGGCACUGCCGUCGUCUAUGCGGCCAGCGUGCCAUUCCUGGGUGAUUACUUCGACUUGAAUAUGUGGUUACCUUGGCAUGGGUGUGGCGGGUUGUUGUUGUUGCUGCUGUUGCGCUCGUGCCUGUCUGGGCUGUAA